ACCCUUUCCCAAUCUUCAAUCUGGGGUUUAUCCUACGGUAUUCCUCGCACAAAGGGAGAUGUAUAAGAACAGCCAAUUUGAUGGCAACGCCGCCUUCGCCGGGGGCGGUUUCAUGCCUUCUCAGGCCACCCAAACUGCCGAUCCUUCCUUCUCUCCCGUCAAGAAUCGUGACGCACAGUCUUUACUUCCAUUGACUGUGAAGCAAAUCAGCGAAGCAUUUCAAGCGAGUGAUGACAAAGUGAAUUUUCUAAUAGACGGCGUUGAUGUGAACAAUGUAAAAUUGUUGGGGAUGCUGUAUGACAAAGCUGAAAGGAUUACUGAUGUUUCGUUUGCACUUGAUGAUGGAACUGGGCGCAUUGACUGCCAUAGAUGGGUAAAUGAAGCUGUUGAUACUAAGGAAAUGGAGCUAGUAUUAAAUGGCAUGUAUGUAAGGGUUCAUGGGCACCUGAAGGGCUUUCAGGGCAAGAAACAAUUGAUGGUAUACUCUGUCCGGCCUGUGACAGACUAUAACGAGAUUGCAUAUCACUUUGCUGAAUGUGUAUAUGUCCAUGGCCACAACACCAGGCUUCGGAAGCUGCAGGAUGCAGCCACAGCUCCUACGCACAUACCAAAUUCUGCUGUUAAUACCCCUUCAAAGGGUUUCCAGGCUACUCCAUCCAAUAAUUUUUCUGUACAAUACGACAUGGAUGGGCUCAAGGCAAUAGAUAAAUUGGUUUUGGACUAUCUGCACCAACCACCAAGCCUUGCACGGGAGAAGGGAGUCCAUCGCAAUGAGCUUGUUUCCCCCCCCCCCCCCCCCCCCUCCCUCCCUCUCUCUCUCUCUCUGUACAGAACAUAUUCAUCCUUGAUUUUUGGGUCCCUUGACAGAGAAGCUAUUGAGUCUCUUGAAUCAGAAGGUCUAGUUUACUCAACAAUUGAUGAAUAUCACUACAAGUCCACUGCCAAUGGUUGAAUUCCAAUAAAAGAGUGGAAGUGGUUGAAGAAUAUGCUUAUGCCUUUUUGUUGCUGCCAAUAGCUAUGUAUGUAUGCUACCACAGAUUUAUAUAUGUAUCUGGCAAUCUUCCUUUUCUUUUAGUUUCUGUCGGCUACUUUAUUAGAUGGAAGUGAAUUCAGUAGUGAAUCAAAUUCAUAGCUUUUUAUUAAAGAAGAAGAACUCUGCCAUUUUCGUCCUGUGAUGUCUGUUAUGUUCUAUACUACAUUUCUUCAUUCGAUCAAAAGAUAUAUGGUUUUCAACAUAAA
Molecule: messenger RNA, 1239 nt
Organism: Olea europaea var. sylvestris
Lineage: Eukaryota; Viridiplantae; Streptophyta; Magnoliopsida; Lamiales; Oleaceae
Product: replication protein A 32 kDa subunit B
Exons: 9
Coding region: 59-952 (297 amino acids)
Biological process (GO): double-strand break repair via homologous recombination; nucleotide-excision repair; DNA replication
Cellular component (GO): site of double-strand break; DNA replication factor A complex; chromosome, telomeric region
Molecular function (GO): DNA binding
Source: RefSeq, a predicted model, not a curated record